This is a messenger RNA of Pomacea canaliculata, 3580 nucleotides long. RefSeq names its product adipolin-like. Gene Ontology annotation, molecular function: hormone activity. NCBI's taxonomy places the organism in Eukaryota, Metazoa, Mollusca, Gastropoda, Architaenioglossa, Ampullariidae. The record is from RefSeq and is a predicted model, not a curated record.
ACGAGUUCUAUAAUUAUACAAUUGAAUUAUGUAGCUACAGAAUGAAGACUGCCCUGUUGGACCACCAAUACUUACUACACACAUCUGUCUACAGAACUACGAGGAGGCAUGCUGACAGUUGUAGACAAAGACAUAUCAGUCGACGAAGAUCCCCAUUCCCCCCAACAGGCCGCUUUCUCGCGUUGAUGGAAGUGGUGAGUGGUGGACUGCUGGCGCCUUCCUCCAUCGUGUGGCAAGGAAUCGCGAAAUCGUCGGCGACGCGCUCGCGCGCACGGACCUCACAUGUGGUUGGCUUCACAGACCUCCGCCGGGGACUUGCUGCCGAUCACAGAGUCGCCACGCACGACUGACCUCAGUUGGCAGCCGCCACUCCAGCGGUAUUGACGGACCUUUCUCUGCUCUCUUCCUGCCUUUUCGUCUUCGCUAAUCUGGAGAGAAGUUUUGUGAGAUUAUUUUUUUUUCCUCCCCAGAGAACACAGGUCAUUGUCGAUGGAUAACUCCAGUGUUUCGGUUCUGAUCGUCGACUGUGAACACCAGAAAGUAACUACAGUGAUCAUACGUUUGAAGUGACCAUCGUUGAGGAUACUGUGUAAACGUUUGACUGAAAUUGAAUGAUGGCAGUGUCGGCUUGUAAACGAUGAGCGACAGCUUUUUAUAAAGAUAUUGAGAAAUUUACAUUAAACUCUUUGUACAAAGUUCGUCACAACUGAUUUUUUUUUCAACCACGCCUGGCUUGCUGCUUUGUGCCCAUACCUGAACACACCUGGAGAGGACUUUACAAGGGGACAGUAUAAUAAAAGCUGAGAUUUUAUGACAUAUUCUCUGGCAGCUUUUUUUUAGGAGUGCUGUCUUCUUUGCUACAACUCGUCGAAGAAGGCACAUCGAAGAAGACUUUUUUUUGCAAUAUGUUUCAUGCAGCGGUGUGUCGUGAGAUACUUAAACAACUGUCCGGCCUACAAAAGUCCAUUUUACCUUGAUUGCCCCCAUCCUUUCUCUUGGCGGUGACUUGAGUGGCGAACAUGGCGCCGAGGGUUUCCUUCGGGACGAAGUGUGUGACAGGAAGCUUCCUUCUGCUGCUCAUCUGCUGGGAGAGUGUGACGGCCUACAACGACGACUUUCCUCUCGCAGACGACGGGGAGGACAUGCUGGACAAUCUGAACACAAACGAAGAGACCCAGCCAUCCAGGCGGCCCAUCGACCCCAAAGGCAGCUGGUUGCAAUUUGUACGUCACUCGGAGAAAGUGAACACCCGUAGGCAGCCCAAGAAGAAGAAGAAAAGAAAUAAGAACACAGUGCUUCAAUGCCCUCCUGGUCCCCCUGGUCCGCAAGGUCCUCCGGGUCCCCCAGGUCCACCAGGAGCGGAAAUGACGCAGGAGAAAAUGAUGGAAGAGUUUAAGGCUUUGGUGAAAGAAAUCGCAGAAAAAAGAGCUGAAGAACUUCUGUCCGAGAGGUGUGAAGCUUGUACAUCGUUACUGAACGGCAGUACUUCACUUCCACCCGAGGUGGAUCAGAUGUUGCUGGUUCCCCGAGUGACGGCAGCUUUCCACAUGCGACUGCGCAAAAAUAUUAAUGUUGCAACUGAAACUUUCUUGGAAUUACAGAAUUUUCACCAGCCUUUCGGAAAUGGAGCAUUCCAGAGAGGCCACGUCUUCAACGCCAAAGAUGGCCGCUUUGUGGCCCCCAGGGAUGUGUACCAGUUCGCCGCCAACCUCCACCUCAAGCUGCGCCAUAAAGGGUCGCGAGAGCGCAUGCGUCAAAACCUACGGAAGCGCGACUUUGUCAAGAUCCAGAUUUGCAUCGACUCCCUGUGUCAGAAAAACAUGUCACUGGAGUACAUUACUGGCUUGGACACCAACAGCCGGAUCUUUACAGUCAGUGUUACCGGUCUCCUCGAAAUGAAGAGUGGUCAGUACGCCUCAGUGUACGUGGAUAAUGCGUCUCGGAUGACAGUAAAGAUCCAGGGAGACUCCGACUUCACAGGUAUUCUGUUUGGCGUAUAGCGUCACGUGACCUGGCCGGCCCUCAACAGACACACCGCUGUGACCCCCAACCUUUGACUUUCAGCUGCACCUCGGCUGACAAAAUGAGAUAUCUGUUUGGACAUAUUCAGGCUAUCAUCGUCAGGAUCGUUACUCGUGUGUUAAGUGAUGUCCUCGAGUUCAUCCAGGUAAUGGUGCCGCCUGAUGUACAGGUAUUUGUUCUGUGUCCCGUACACCUGUGGUCUGUGCGCUGGCUCCCUUCACUGUCUGACAGCAGAACAGUUAUUUCUCUCAGCAUCAGACCACCAGACCUCAUGUUCAGUCGUACAUUCAUAAACUGAGCUCAUAACAGGAAAGAAGAAAUUCAUUUGUUGUGAGCUCCAGGUCCCUGGCCUUCUCACACGAAAGUCAUUGCGCAUCCUGCAGGACGAACUUCUUUCUGCACAACCCAACUCCAAUCCUACAAGACUCGACUUGUUUCAACGAUGUCGUGAAAGAAAAACACGUUUUUUCCAUCUGACAUCAGUGAAAAAUUUAGCAGUUUCGUUGUCUCUUGAUAAACUGUAUUACAUGUUGUGACAAAGCUAGAAUGUUCUUAGACAGCUGUCACGGUAACGGCGCUGUUCCAGUAUUGUUAUCAUCACAAAUGUGUGGCAUUUCCAUCAGACAGCUGCUGAUUUCAUCCUCCAGCAGCACAGGGGAUGGGAUGGAGCAUCAGCAGUGAAGCAUAGUUGUUACCAGGCAACCGAUACAAUGGACCCCCCGCUUCUGUGUGCUCUUGACCUCGUGCACCACAAGGUGACUGCACGCACGUGCGACCAAGAAGUCGCAGUCUACAAGUCUGCUACAAGUUCUAAUCUAGGUUGGAAAUUUUUUUUUUCUUGCAGUUCAGUUGUGGGCCACCUGUUUCACGAAAGCGUGCAUAAUAUAAACCCAAGAUUUGUUGCUAAACACUAAUAUAUAUGUACAUAUCCAACGAUUUCAAAUUGUAAUUUUUUUAUUUAAGCAUCCUGGUCAUUGUGACUUCAUCGUUGCAUUACACAUCUACAUUUGUAUUUACUGAGUGGUUGUGACUCCUGUAUUGUUUCUAAUAUAGUUUGUGGUUUUGUGCAUAUGUAUGUACACGUAUUUGUGCAUCAUAUUUUAGUAUUAUCUGACAAUGCAUUUACACUUCCGUACAUAUCAUAAGCAAGGAAACUUGCUGCACGUGCAACUGUCACAAUAAAGUCGACUGGAAGAAAGAAGACAAACAGGAAACCAUAACAAAUAAAUAAAACUUUUGUCAUCAUAAUAAGAAAAUACGUUAAUAAGCGUGGAUGAUGCUCUGUGUGUGUGAGUGAUGGGACAGAAAUUGAAAGGAGAAAUUUAAGGAGGAAGCAGGUAGCCGAGUGGUUAGAUCAUCGAACUUCCCCUAGUCAGUUAUCAGUUCAUCAGUCGGGAGUGGGUACCUGACAUCAAAGAGGACUGGGGAAGGCAAGGUAGUGAGGGAGAGGAGCCCCGUCCUAACAAAAAGCUACCCCAGAGUACAAAUGUUACCUUUACCUUUUUUUUAACAUUAAAAAAGUGUGGGUUUCUUUUACUUAAAGGAUUUUUAUUUUAUA